AUGUCGUCUCUACAAAAUACCAAUUGGUGUGACAAGCACACAACCCUGGAAUCGAUCAUUCAAAUCCUAAAAUCAACUUGUUGGACAUUGGGGAAAGUCGAUCGAGCGCCAAAUGGUCCAUUGUCGAUUAGAUCUUGUGCCUUACUGAUUGGCAUACAAUGGCCCGGCAAAGAAAGCUCCAAUUUUAGAUCAGAUGCAACCUGCGGAAUGGUUCUUCGCCGUAUCGCACAGCACCACAGCUCGUCUGACACCCAAGGCUCAAAAACAUCCCCCCGCAACGCAAAUACUUUCCGCCUAGACCAUCUAGAAAACCUGAGGGAGCCUGGCCUGAGGGCGCAUACCACCGUUACACCUUUAUUAUUCGUCCUUUUGCCACUGCCAGUUGUGCAAAUCCAUUAG
This is a messenger RNA of Histoplasma capsulatum G186AR, 399 nucleotides long. RefSeq lists its product as uncharacterized. The transcript has a single exon. NCBI's taxonomy places the organism in Eukaryota, Fungi, Ascomycota, Eurotiomycetes, Onygenales, Ajellomycetaceae. The record is from RefSeq and is a predicted model, not a curated record. The coding region runs from base 1 to 399 and encodes 132 amino acids.